Parnassius mnemosyne (clouded apollo) is the source of this 375-nucleotide messenger RNA. Lineage: Eukaryota; Metazoa; Arthropoda; Insecta; Lepidoptera; Papilionidae. The record is from the annotation of a GenBank genome assembly.
AUGUACACAAGAAGCACACGGAGUGCUUUAAGCGCUCUCGAUGGACGCGGGCUGGUGGCAGUCAUCAAGAGACAAGUGCCACUGGCGGGGCAGUUGGACCACGAGCUCGCAUGGGGCCAAGGCUGGGGGUGGGUGACAUUGCCCAACGGCGUAUGGAGCGGACGUCUAAUGUGGUCACAGGAGGGCGACGACUUCGCACUCCACGCGAUGCCAAUCAUGCACCACACCAAUGUGUCGCAGGCGUGCUCCGUGCUCGAUGGAGUGACAGCCUACGAGGCCUCAGCAUACGAGCAGGCACUUGCAGAGUACGAUGACACAGCCACCACCUCCGAUGACUGGGACUUUGGAGUCGAUUGCGGCGAUUUCAUGAUGUAA